AUGGACACUUCUGAACGAAUUUCUCCCGAACCUGAGGUAUCCAACGAUUUAAUUUCCUUGGAUGACAGACAAGCACCGUUGGAGACACAUCAAGAAAUUUCUGAUCCUCCCAUUCACGAACCUAUUUCUGGUUGUAGAUUGGUUUCAGCUCCUAGUAUUUCGAAAGAAUCUUGGGAUUAUUCUAAUUUUAUGGACUCUAGAUCACGUGGUCAGUCCUAUUCAAACGACCCUUCCGUUUUGUCCAGUAAUACCUUGCAAGCUCAGAACAAUAAUUUUGCAUCCCAAUCACUCCAAGUCGAUCAUAAUUUUCAAUCUCAAGCUUCGUUCAGUGCAUCACUUCCACCGACACAUUCAUCGCAUUUUGCGCGUAUUCCUCGAACAGAUAAUCCCCAUCAUUGUCUGAUAGACGCUUCCCUUGCAAAUUUACCCAGUCAUUUAGUGUCCUCGCGGACAUCCGUUCCCACAUCUACUGAACUUUAUGCUGCUACAAUCUCCAACAGACAUUCUUGGUUACCUUCCAGUGCGGUACAGUCAUCGUUACGCCAGGACAGGGAUAACACAUUUGUGAUCACAAAUCAAAGACAUUCUGAUGCCAUCAGACAAACUAGAUAUCAAGCAAUGCCUUCCGCUGAAGCCAGUGACUCUCGUGUACGAUUUGUUGAGCCCGAAAAUUUUGCUUCUAGUGCAAAUUCCACUCAGCAUGAGACACACUUGCACCAACUGAUCCAGUUCCAGGAAUUCAUUCAACAACAACAACAACAACAACAACAACAACAACAACAACAACAACAACAACAACAACAACAACAACAACAACAACAACAACAACAACAACAACAACAACAACAACAACAACAACAACAACAACAACAACAACAACAACAACAACAACAACAACAACAUCAAUAA
Messenger RNA from Ceutorhynchus assimilis (cabbage seed weevil), 909 nucleotides. NCBI's taxonomy places the organism in Eukaryota, Metazoa, Arthropoda, Insecta, Coleoptera, Curculionidae. The record is from the annotation of a GenBank genome assembly.